UUGAUAGUUAGCUAGCGGGGUUAUUUUGCAAGUGUGUGAAAAUGUGUCCGAUAUCAUUUGAUACGGUUUAAAGUAGAUUUUGAUAUUGCCAAACACGGACUAUAAACGUGGAACCAACCACAAUUCCAUAUCGUUUUGUUAUCGGGUCUAGUAAAGUAAGUUAGCUGGUUAGCUAAAGCCUAGCUUACUGAUUUAGCUAGUUUUCAAAUAGUUCUGUAUAGAAAGCAUUCAGCUAUCUAGCUAAUGUGAACUCGUGGUGAACGGUCAGUGGAAUGAAAACGGUGAUGUCAGAAUAAUCUGCUAUAAUUCAGUGCUCUAACUACAUAAUUCCUAGGAAGCUAUAGAAGAAUUCAUGAUGGAUGAGGAUUCUGCCGACCCAUCCAACCCCCCUCUCUCCUGCUCCACUGAACCCAACCCUCCAGAGUCACUGGUUCCUGACUCUAACCAUAGAGACAUCGACACCUGCAGUGAAAUACCCAGAUUUAACAUUGUAGUCAAGGAGGAGGAGGAAGACUGGGAUGUGGAUAAUACUGGAGAGAAUCCUAACCCCAGCUCUAGUGAAGAGGCAUCAGCAGAACAACACCAGGAGAAUCCUAACUCCAGCUCUAGUGAAGAGGCAUCAGCAGAACAACACCAGGAGAAUCCUAACUCCAGCUCUAGUGAAGAGGCAUCAGCAGAACAACACCUGGAGAAUCCUACGGCUAAGAAGCCAUGGCGAUGCCCCCAAUGUGAAAUAGAAAUCGCUCACCCAUCCAAUAUAAACAGACACCUAAGAACACACACAAAACCUGCUAAGGAGUCUUCCGUCUGUCCAGUAUGUGGAAAAGACUUUGUUCACCCCUCCAAACUGAAGAGACACUGCCGAACACAUACAGGAGAGAAGCCUUACCAGUGCUCUGUGUGCGGGAAGCGAUUCACACUGAAGCCCCACCUGGAAAGACAUCAGAUGACCCACCCUGGAGAGAAACAGCCAGACGCGACAAAGAAGCACCCGUGCUCCGAUUGUGGAAAGGAAUGUUUCUCUGCAUAUGAACUGAAGAUGCACAUGAGAAAGCACACAGGGGAGAGACCUCACCAGUGCUCCUACUGCGAGAUGAGCUUUGGCUGUAAGGGAACUCUAUCGAGACACGUACGACGCCAUACAGGAGCACCCACACCAAAACCUUACCAAUGCUCACAGUGUGGGAAGAGAUACGAGUCACCGUCGAGGCUCAGGCAGCAUCAGACUGUGCACACUGGAGAGAAACCUUACGAGUGCUCUGAUUGCGGGAGGGGUUUCGCUUCGACCGAAGGUCUUCGCAAACAUCAAUGCAGUCAUGCCAGUAACCAUAGCAACCAGUGUACACUGGGAAUUCGAGAUACGGCAUCAUCGGGCAGUCAAACUAUGAAUAUCAAGAUCGAAGACGAGGAACAGGAGCUGGCAAUUAAUGUCAAUGAGGAGGAGGAGGAAAUUGUUGUUUUUGUCAAUGGUGAUAAAGAAACCUUACCAGUGUACCACCUGUAAUCAGAGCUUUGUUCACCCUAGCUCUCUAGCAAGACACAAACAAUCCCACACUAGUGUCACGCAGUACAGCUAUUCAGAAUGUGGGAAGGAAUUCAGCCAAUCGUGGACUUUCAAGAUACACAUGCAACAGCAUACCGGAGAGCACCCGUACCACUGCUGUCAGUGUGAUAAGAGUUUCUCAGCUUUUGCACUUCUCAGAAGACACCAGAUAGUUCACACUAGGGUGAAACCUUACCCCUGCUCUCUCUGUAGGAAUAGAUUCUCCCUCGUCAGCAAACCGAUCCAGUCAAAGACAUCAUGUCCUUGCCAAAAAAUGUAGCUGCUUCUUCCCUGAACCAAUCUCGUGGACAGGGAUCACAACAGCAGGUGUCUAUUCUAGUACCGUAUGUCAAAGUGAAAGAGAAGAAGGAGGAUCCUGCUUUUGUGAGCUAAAGCGUUUAUUUUGUACUAUUGCUUAGAUAUUUAAUGGGCCCAUACUUGCGACCUCUUGCUUAAACUUAGGCUUAGUUUCUUGAGAACUCUUGCUUAAGCUUUUCCCAUUAAAUAAUGUAGCCCUAUGCUAACACGACCAGCUGACAGCAUGAGAAAACGUAGCCCUAUGCUAACACAACCAGCUGAUAGCAUGAGAAAACAUAGCCCUGUGCUAACACAACCAGCUGAAAGCAUGAGAAAACGUAGCCCUAUGCUAACACGACCAGCUGAUAGCAUGAGAAAACGUAGCCCUAUGCUAACACAACCAGCUGAUAGCAUGAGAAAACGUAGCCCUAUGCUAACACGACCAGCUGACAGCAUGAGAAAACAUAGCCCUGUGCUAACACAACCAGCUGAUAGCAUGAGAAAACGUAGCCCUGUGCUAACACAACCAGCUGAUAGCAUGAGAAAAGUAGCCCUGUGCUAACACGACCAGCUGACAGCAUGAGAAAACGUAGCCCUGUGCUAACACACUGGAUAGAAACCUUAUGCCUGCCCCGACUGUGACAAGAGCUUUGCUUUCGCCUCAGCCUUGAAAAGACACCAUAAGUUACACACAGGAGAGAAACCCCACUCCUGCUCUGUGUGUGGGAAGAGUUUUACUCAAUCAUCCACCUUGAAGGAUCACUUCAGGACGCAUUCAGGAGAGAAACCCUGCUCUGUCUGCCGUGUUUUAGUUAUCCAAGAUCCUUUUAAGCUCCAAUGCCUGAAACUCGAGACGCCGGGUGAGGGGCCUACAGUACCUCGUGGACUGGGAGGGGUACGCAUUCAGGAGAGAAACCCUGCUCUGUCUGCCGUGUUUUAGUUAUCCAAGAUCCUUUUAAGCUCCAAUGCCUGAAACACUCCAAUGCCUGAAACUCGAGACGCCGGGUGAGGGGCCUACAGUACCUCGUGGACUGGGAGGGGUACGCAUUCAGGAGAGAAACCCUGCUCUGUCUGCCGUGUUUUAGUUAUCCAAGAUCCUUUUAAGCUCCAAUGCCUGAAACUCGAGACGCCGGGUGAGGGGCCUACAGUACCUCGUGGACUGGGAGGGGUACGCAUUCAGGAGAGAAACCCUGCUCUGUCUGCCGUGUUUUAGUUAUCCAAGAUCCUUUUAAGCUCCAAUGCCUGAAACACUCCAAUGCCUGAAACUCGAGACGCCGGAUGAGGGGCCUACAGUACCUCGUGGACUGGGAGGGGUACGGUCCGGAGGAGAGGUGCUGGGUAUCCGGUGGGGGACAUUUUGGACCCUUCACUUCUGAGGGACUUCCACCGCCUCCACCCGGAUCGACCGGCACCUCGCCCCCCCCCCCCCGGGUCGCCCACGGGGCCGGUGGCGGCGCGCUCCGGGAGCCGUGCGUCGGGGGGGGGGGGGGGGUACUGUCACGACUCCCCUGCCUGUUCGGGCGGGGCUCGGCGGUCGUCGUCACCGGCCUACUAGCCGUCACCGAUCCCUUUUUCAUUUUCUGUUAGUUUAGUCUUAUGAGUUGCACCUGUUCCUAUUUGUGUUUUCUUGAUUUUCUAGCCUAUUUUAGCUUGUUAGGAUCUAGUUUGUGGGGGAUUAUUUUGUGUUCACGUUUAGUGUUGGCUGUGGUUUUGUGCUCCGGACCGUGUUUUGGGUUGGUCAGUGUUUUCAGCCCUGUGUUUUGGGUUGGUCAGUGUUUUCAGCCCUGUGUUUGGGGUUGGUCAGUGUUUUCCUCCCUGUGUUCUGGGUAGGUCAGUGUUUUCAGCCCUGUGUUCUGGGUUGGUCAGUGUUUUCCUCCCUGUGUUUGGGCAUGACCGUUUGUGCCGGAAAUAAAGUGCCUAUUUUACUUGAACUCUCUGCUCUCUGCACCUGACUUCUUUCUACCUUCCACUCCUAUUCAUCCGUGACAAAGCAUUUUUCUACGGCUGGCCAUGCUUUCCACCUGGCUACUCCUACCCCGGUCAACAGCACUGCACCCCCCACAGCAACUCGCCCAAGCCUUCCCCAUUUCUCCUUCUCCCAAAUCCAGUCAGC
Messenger RNA from Oncorhynchus mykiss (rainbow trout), 3953 nucleotides. NCBI's taxonomy places the organism in Eukaryota, Metazoa, Chordata, Actinopteri, Salmoniformes, Salmonidae. The record is from RefSeq and is a predicted model, not a curated record.